Prunus armeniaca (apricot) is the source of this 285-nucleotide messenger RNA. Lineage: Eukaryota; Viridiplantae; Streptophyta; Magnoliopsida; Rosales; Rosaceae. The record is from the annotation of a GenBank genome assembly.
AUGAAUGUUGCCAUUAUCGCUGCUACGGCUGCUGCUCGAGCUUCCACUUUUGCACAAGGCCAAGCCGCCACUGAUGGGAGUUUCUUCAUUUGUCAUCGACAAUCAUUGUCUGGAAAUAGCUACCGGUCAACUACUCGGGUCUCGUCACUCCGCCAUCCUCAUGGAGUUGAGGGAUACAAUACAGAGCGAUGCUGCCAUGGAUCACAUCAUGCCUCGCCGAGAAUGCCUUCGUUGACCCUGUCGUGGUCGGUAUCCUCCAACCUUAUUAGAGGAGUUGGUCGGUAG